Phlebotomus argentipes is the source of this 3645-nucleotide messenger RNA. Its product is annotated as fibrous sheath CABYR-binding protein-like. The record is from RefSeq and is a predicted model, not a curated record. Lineage: Eukaryota; Metazoa; Arthropoda; Insecta; Diptera; Psychodidae. The transcript has 4 exons. The annotation marks the transcript as partial.
CAGGACAAAGAUAAGAAACUGUCGCCGGACAAUGCUGAAAAUGAGAAGGAUUUGACAACAGAGAAGGACAAGACAGUGCAAAAUGGCAAGGAUGAGACACACGAUGAGGAGGAGAAGGUGGUGAACAAGAGUGUGGAGAAUGGUGAUGGCGAAGUGACGCUGAAUGAGAGCAAAGUGUCAGAGCCGGCGAGUCCACCUGCUGAGAAUGGUGACAGCAAUAAGAAGCCGAAGAAGGAGAAAGUGAAGAAGAAAUGGUCCCUGAGGAACUUCUCGUUCAGUAAAAGGGACAAACAGAAGCCGGUGGCAAAGGGUGAGACACCAACUGAUGCUGCUGCCACUGAAGGUGCCGCCGCCGCUGCUGCUCCUGUCGUCGCGUCUCCAGCAUCACCGCCAAUUGUGGUCAAUGGCACUGAGUGUGAGAAGGUCCCUGAAGAGGCGACUGAAGAGGUUGUUGCUCCGGCCGCGGAGGCGCCCAAGAAGGAGGAAGUGAAGGCAGCAGAGCCGUCAGCACAGGCGCCCGUGGAGGAGAAGAAGGAGGAGCCCGCCGUUCCUGCUGCUGCUGCUCCUGCUCCGGUGCAGAAUGGCGAGCCAGCGGCAGCUGCGAAGGCUGAGGAGCCGGUCGUCGCCGCCGUGGAGGCGAAGGUCGAGGCGACUCCUGAGGUCACCACAGAGGCUGAGGCGCCCAAAGUGGAGGCUGCUCCCGAGGUGGCCGCUCCGCCGGCCGCGGCCGAAGAGGUAAAGAAGCCCGAAGAGGUGUCAGAACAAACUGUCGAGGCUGGUGAGGGCGCUCCUCCUCCACUUCCCACUAUUCCGCCACCCUCUAAGGUGAUGGUGUUCGCUGAGAGUGCAAUGUCCACGGCGACAGAGUCCGAAACUCCUGUUAUCCCAGUUGCCACUACACCCGCUGCUCCCGUUGCGAAUGAUGGUUCCGCUGAGGUCGUAGGUCAGUCCGCGGCGCCACAGGAGGCCGAGGUGAAGGCUCCGGAGGCCCAGGCGGAGGUUCAGGCACCGGCGGCUGCUCCAGUGGAGGAGGCGAAACCCACAGAAGCUCCUGCUCCCGCUCCCGAAACUGCAGCUCCAGCUCCGGCUCCAGUGUCGGAAGAAGUCCCAGUUGUUCCUGUCCCAGAAGUUGCCGCCCCGGUGGCUGAAACUCCUGCUGCUGUGGAAGCGGCUCCAGCUCCAGUUCCCACGCCUGAGGAGGCUCCAGUCGCGGCAGCGACUGAGACUCCCGCUCCAGCUGCCGAAACUGCCCCUGUCACUGCCACAGAGGCGGCUCCCGUUCCCACUCCUGAAGUUGCUCCUGAAGUUGCUCCUGAAGUCGCUCCUGUUGCUCCCGAAGCCACUCCAGCUCCGUCCGAGGUGCCAGCCGAGCCGAAGCAGGAAGCGAUCGCCGAGACGAUCGCCCUGAUUGACAAAGUGAACGAGGCGGCCACCACAGAGCAGUCUCUCCCGCCUCCUCCGCCGGCCGCCGAGGCUGCCGAAUCGGCCCCAACGUCUGUCCAGGAAGAACUCUCGGCGGACGCUUCGUCGCCUUUGCCGCAGAAUAGCCUAGAAACUCUGCCGUCGCCGCCUUCCUCUCUCACGCCCAGCGAAGCGAGUUUGCCACUGCCGCCGCCAGAGUCGCCAGUGGUGUCUUCUGGCGAUGUGAAGACGGAAGUGGCGGCCGAGGAGCUGCCGCCGCCGCCGCCCAAGGAGGAGGAGGAGAAGAAAGUCACCGCCGAAGAGUCCCAAAGCAUUCCGCCAGCCGAUCAGGCCACAACAACUCCCGCUGCUGCUCCUGUGACUGAUGAGAAGGUCAAUGGGCAUGCUGAGCAACAAGUGAAGUCUGAUGCGGCUCCAGUGGCUGAAGUGACGCCGGCGGAGAAUGGACACUCGGAGGAGAAGAAAGAAAUUCCAGAGUCGCCUGCUGCUCCAGCUGAGAAGGCCGCUGCUGCGGCCCAAACGCCUCCAGCUGCCGAUGCUGUCAAGGUGGAAUAAGAGAGAGAGGGAAAGAAUUGCUGGAACGAGAGAAGAACACACUUAGAAAACAUCCUGACAUUUUGAUCGAUCAUCCAUUGCGAGAAAUAUUGCACUUUAGAAAAGGAGAAGAAGAGGAAGAAAAAGAGGAGAAUGAAUGAAAUUUUUCGUCUGUAAUUAUUUUAAUAUAAACUUGCUAAUUGUUAAUGAAAGAAAAUAUUGAAACGAAAAAAACACCCUCAAAAUGAAUGCAUAUAUAUAGAAAAAUGAGGGAAAGAAAUUUUUCUACGACGAUCAAAUGAAAAUCACGGUCAAUUUAGGAUCAUUUUUGAUGAUGAAAAGAAAAGGGAGAAUUUUUUUCAGGGGAAAAAGAGGGCGAAAAUCUACCCAUUUUCUACAGACACUUUUCUUAUUAUACAACAACAAAAAGAAAUGAUAUUUGAUGAAUAUAUAGAAUGAAAAAAGAAGAAACUUUUUGAUACGAAACACUUUUCAACAUGCAAACAUGUUUUUUCCAUACACAAUUUUUUGUAGAAGUGAAAGAGAAAAAGAGUGAGAGAAAAAGUUGAGGAUGCGCAAAUCGAAGCUCAAAGAACAAUUUUUCGAUCGAAUCAAUUUUUCUUUUUUGAUAAUAUUUGUAUAAAAAAAAAUACUGUAGUUGGUAAAAAAAAAUUUUCACUAAUUGUCAAUGUAAUCCCAUGGUAGAAAUAAAGGAUAUCACGAGCUACAAGUGAGAUAAACUGAUAUAUCUGCUAUUGCUGAACUUAGGAUGGACAUUUUGGGGGCUGCGAAGGGAGUUAUUGAAGGAAAAAGAAAAAAAAAUGUAGGAAUACUCAUGAAACAGGAUGAAUUUCUGUCUCCUCGAUAAGCAUUUUUUUUGUAUUAAUUUGCCGUCUCUUUUGAAGCUACCUUUGAGGUUGUUUAAGGCAGAGUCGCGUGAGAAUGUAGAGAGGAAAGAAAAAGGGAGUAAUUAAGGAUGUGCGAAAGGGGCGAAAUUGAGAGUCUCCUUAUAAAAUUUCACAUUUUUAGCUAUUUUUCUUUGAUUAAAUGAGAGAAUAAAAAAGUACUUUAAUUUGUGUUUCUUUUCUCUCUCCUUUCAACAUUUUUUCUCUGUUUUUUCUUUCAUUUCUUCUCUCUAAAUUGUUUUUGCUUUGUCUUUGGCGUUUUGAUUUGUUGUUUUCUGGUGACAAGAAAGAAAGAAUGGAAAAAGGACGAUAAAUUUGAUUGAGAAAGUAUAAUUUUGCUUGGCAUUUUUUGUGUUGUUCGUGUUUAAUGCAUUGAAUAUGAAGAAAGUAAGAAUUUUUAGGGGUGGAAAAAAGCAUGGAAAACCAAAUCAAUUGACAAGAAAGCGAACUGAUGAAAAUUGUGGUUAAAUGGGUCCAACAUGUAUUCACGAUUUUUGCCAAAAGAAAGAAAAAAAAAUGAGGGAAGAAAAACGCGGAGUGAAGCGAAAAGACGCCGAAAAGAAGAGAAGACGAAUUUUGUCUCUUAACCAGAAAACCCAACAACGAUAUUUAAAAAAUUAUGAUGAGAAAAAAGCACCAAAUUAUUAAGUGAGAGAGAGAGAGAGAGAAAUAUUCCCAUCGCCCAAUUUCUGCUGAAUUUAUAUACAAAUUAUCCUUCGUUUAGUUCAUAAAAAUAAAGCAACGUGUAAAAAAAAACGACGUGACGAGAAAAGGUGUCUAAUUU